GCUCAGAAUUCCUACCAGAUGGACCCAAGAUGUGCUACAGAAGAUUUAUUGAACACCAAAGACAUGUCAAUAUUCCCAAGAACUCGUCUGAAACCUGAAGUGACCAACUAUCUUAAGAGUGUCUUCUUAAACAAGGAGGUGUUGGCAUCUGUGGGUCUUCAGGAGGCAGAGCGUCGUUUCCAGAAGCUGCUGGAAUGCCUGUCUCACCCGCCUUCAUAUACGUGCGUACGAGCCAGCACCCACCUGGCUCCUCUGGAGGAGAUCAGGGACAGGCUGAGGGAGGAGCUGAAGAAGAAGCAGAUGAUGUACGGCUCGUCGGGAGACGAGGCGUCUCUUCAGAUCCUUCCACACCCGCAAAUUGCAGAUGUGCUUCUCCUUCCUGUUGAUGGCCCGAGGCCCGUGAAGCAGCUCAGCUCGGAGGUGGUGGUGGGCGCUCAGUGUGGCAGUGCCGUGCUGAGGGGAGCUCACGUCUUCGCCCCGGGGAUUGUCGCCUGCCCCAAGUACAUGAAGGUGGGGGACCUGGUGUCUGUCUUUUCUGAUCUGGAGGGCAGAUGCACUCGAGGAGCCACAAGCUUCCAGGGGAACAAAGUGUUUGUUGGGAAUGGACUUGCUGAAAUGGAUCGCUCGAACAUCUUCUGUACAGCUGAACCUCCCAGAGGUGUAGGAGUUCGUAUGGUGGAGCCGCUUUACCAGAGUCCCUCCUUCGAUGGCGUCCUGCCCAGCCUCGCGUUCCUGCAGAACCUGCCCUCUGUGGUUGUGGGACACGUGCUUGGACCUCAACCUGGCGAACGAAUCCUGGAUAUGUGUGCUGCACCUGGGGGGAAGACCUGCCACAUCGCUGCUCUCAUGGGGGAUCAGGGAGAGGUUGUGGCCUUGGACAGAAUCAGGAACAAGAUGGACCGCAUUCGUCAGAACGCACAAAUGCUGCAGCUGAAAAGUGUCAAGGCGUUCUGCUUCAACAGCACUCAGGCCGUGAGCAGCGAUCCAGCAGCACAGGGAAGCGAAGGACCACCUUUCCCUCCUGAAAGCUUUGACCGGGUUCUGCUUGAUGCCCCCUGCAGCGGCCUCGGACAGAGGCCCAACAUGGCCACCACCUGGAGCCUGAAGGAGAUCUGUUCCUACUCGCCGCUGCAGCGCAAGCUGUUUCAAGCAGCAGUGCGGUUGCUGAAGAAAGGCGGGGUUUUGGUGUACAGCACCUGCACAGUGACCCUGGCGGAGAAUGAGGAGCUGGUCGCCUGGGCCCUCGGCACCUUCCCCUGCCUCACACUGCAGCCGCAGGUGCCUCAGGUGGGCGCGCAGGGCAUGCUGGGAGCCGGCCUGUCACCUGGGCAGCUGCGGCUGCUGCAGAGGUUCAGUCCUGAGCUGAGCUGGGACCAGACGGGAGGCACAGCCCCCCUCCCCUGCAGGGCCGACACGGACACCAUCGGCUUCUUUAUCGCCAAGUUCCUGAAAAACUGACUGGAGGGCACGGUUUUUUCCUCACACGAGACGACAAGAUCGGGGACAAUAGACUAAAGAGCCCACUGCUGUUUACAGCGUCCGCCCCUUAAACAGCUGCUCCGAGAAACCGCGGGCCAUGUAGGGAUAAGCUUUAUAAACACGGAGGACAUGCGGGAGGAAGGGAC
Messenger RNA from Cololabis saira (Pacific saury), 1625 nucleotides. RefSeq names its product NOP2/Sun RNA methyltransferase 6 (gene nsun6). NCBI's taxonomy places the organism in Eukaryota, Metazoa, Chordata, Actinopteri, Beloniformes, Belonidae. The record is from RefSeq and is a predicted model, not a curated record. Gene Ontology annotation, biological process: RNA methylation. The transcript is spliced from 12 exons. Bases 19 to 1458 code for a protein of 479 amino acids. Gene Ontology annotation, molecular function: RNA binding; methyltransferase activity.